AUGAUAGGAUGUGACAGAUGUCAUGUUUGUCUAGAUAUGAAUCAGAUAUGCGACGGUGUUGUCCAAUGUCCGAAUGGAGAUGACGAACGAUUAUGCAAUUUCCAGUGUCCAGAAAAUUGCGCAUGCAAUGAUCUUUCUAUUGUUUGCACCGGUGCUUUGAACGGAAACGAAGAACUCGUGUCCAUAGAGCCCGGGACAUUUAAUGGUUUGAAAGUAGAUAAACUAUCGUUAAAGCAGUGCGGUUUUGGAAAGGACAUGUUUUAUGGGGUACUUUCUCUUUCGGAGCUGCAAACACCAAAAUUUAAAUUUUGUUGCAUCCGACCUUCUUACCUCUUAGAAGAAAGGUGUGUGCCUCGUCGAGACGAAAUUUCGUCCUGCGAUGAUUUGAUUGUUAAUUCAGCACUUCAGGCACUAUUAUGGGUGACGGGCCUUCUUGCUGUUCUAGGAAACAUUUUAUCUUUGCUGUUUCGAUGUAUGUAUGACCGAGAAAAUUUGAAACAUGGAUAUGGAAUAUUUGUAUCGAAUCUUGCAGCAGCGGACUUAUUAAUGGGAUUGUACAUGCUUAUAAUAGGGAUCGCAGAUACAAAAUUCAGAGGAAGGUACAUAGAAUUUGACGAAAUUUGGCGCACGAGCUUUUGGUGCCAUCUGGCUGGUGUUUUAUCAACAUGUUCAUCAGAAGCCAGUGUACUUUUUAUUUGCCUUAUUACGCUUGACAGAAUAGUGGUGAUCAAAUAUCCGUUUGGCCAGGUACGAUUUUCUACUUCUUCUGCUGUUAUGACUUCUCUGGCGUGUUGGAUAGUUGCAUUCAUGGCAGCUACGAUUCCUUUAUUACCCGGUUCGUACUUUGAUGGGACAUUUUACACGUCCAGAGCCGUAUGCACAGCUCUACCGUUAACAAGGGAUCGACAAUCGGGAUGGGCUUAUUCUGUCGCCAUGUUUAUUGGAUUUAACUUUGUGUCCUUUAUAGUCAUUGCAUUCGGACAAUCCAUAAUAUUUUAUGUGAUAAGAAAAGCACCCUCCAGAAGAGCACGUUUGAAUGUCAAUACAUCGAAUGACUUCAAAGUGGGCAGGACGUUAUUGCUUGUUGUAGCUACUGACUUUCUGUGCUGGUUUCCGGUUGGUUUAAUGGGCAUGCUUGCAUUGUUUGACGUACCUAUACCAGGAGUGGUUUAUGCAUGGACUGUUGUUCUAGUCCUACCGGUUAAUUCUGCACUAAACCCAUUCCUGUACACCAUAUCAAUGCUUCUCAGCCGAGAACGUUAG
Messenger RNA from Mya arenaria, 1263 nucleotides. RefSeq names its product G-protein coupled receptor GRL101-like. The record is from RefSeq and is a predicted model, not a curated record. The transcript has 6 exons. Gene Ontology annotation, cellular component: membrane. NCBI's taxonomy places the organism in Eukaryota, Metazoa, Mollusca, Bivalvia, Myida, Myidae. The coding region runs from base 1 to 1263 and encodes 420 amino acids. Gene Ontology annotation, molecular function: G protein-coupled receptor activity; protein-hormone receptor activity. Gene Ontology annotation, biological process: G protein-coupled receptor signaling pathway.